CCACACUAUGUCAGUGUCUCGUUCUAAACCCGGAACAUCGUGGACCGUCGAUCGUCUCUUAUCCGGACUUCUUCCCAUCUAUCAAAACCUUGCUAUGCAGUACAUUAACUGGAUUGAAAGAGUCGCAGAGAUGAAUUGAAAUAAAGCGGUGAGAAGAUCCUCGUCCGACUCCCAACAAGAUAGAUAGAUAGAGAGAGAGAGAGCCUUAAGUCCUCUCUUUAACCAGGGUUUGAAGCGAUAACCGAAGAAUAAUAAUGGAAACUGGGGUUGCAAUCGCCAAUAGAUCUCAGCUUGCAGAAACAAAGGCAGUGGAAGAUGGGGUUUCUCAGCCGAGAGUAGGAGAGAGGGCUGGUCGCGGGUACCAUCAACCCAAGGAUUCUGAAGGGGAUGAUUUUUUUGUGGAAGCGAUGGAUGAGCAUCUUGAUGACGCCCAUGCCGUAUAUGAGACACCAAAGGCUGGUUUGGAGCAAGUUGUUGUUAAUGGGGAUCGGAGUGUAGUGAGGCUUCGAAUUUUUGAUCGUUUUGAAGCUAAUGAAAUCUCUAAUGGAGGCCAUGAGGCUGACAAGUUUGAAGAGGCGAUCGACCUUCCUAGUGAAGCUCGGACUCGGACCCCCAAAGAGGAAGAACUGGUUGUUACUGAAACGAUAGAAGAUUUGGUUGCCCCGGAGCUUCUUGAUGAUGCUAAGCUUUCUGCUGAUGUGGUAGAUAACCGGAUGGAAUUUAUAUCAGAAGAAUCUGUUAGGUUGGAGGAUGCUGGCAUGGCUAAUAAUGCAGAAGCAGAUGUGGAUAAGGUGUCUGUAGCUGAUGCUGACGGUAAUGACAGAGAAAGUAAAUUACUGAGGAACCAAGAAGAGGUGGAUGGGAGGACCUUAGCACCUCUCGUGAAGCCCCAUACUGAAAAUUUGGUUGAGUUGAGUUUGGAGGAAACUCCAGUUGUUCAGGAAAAUGGUGAUGUUGUCCAUGUGGAGUCAGGUGCGGUUGAGUCUUCUCAACUAAAUGAUUCUAAUGAGAGCAAGCAACCAGAGGACUCUUCGACUAACCACAUAACUUUUCUGAAAGAUAAGGUGGACUGUCCAGAACCGGUAAUUCCAGCUCCUGUAGAACCUAGAAAGGAUGAGGGGGAUGGUCCAGAACCAGCAAUUCCAGCUCCUGUAGAAGCUUGCAAGGAUGAGGGUGAUGGUCUAGAACCAGCAAUUCCAGCUCCUGUAGAAGCUUGCAAGGAUGAGGGGGGUGGUCCAGAACCAGCAAUUCCAGCUCCUGUAGCUUGCAAGGAUGAGGUGGAUGGUCCAAAAUUAGCAAUUUCAGCUCCUGUAAAAGCUUGCAAGGAUGGGGGGGAUGGUCCAGAACCAGCAAUUCCAGCUCCUGUAGCUUGCAAGGAUGAGAUGGGUGGUCCAAAACUAGCAAUUCCAGCUCCUGUAGAAGCUUGCAAGGAUGAGGGGGAUGGUCCAGAACCAACAAUUUCAGCUCCUGUAGAAGCUUGCAAGGAUGAGGUGGACGGUCAAGAGAUAGCAAUUCCAUCUCCCGUAGAAGCUUGCAAGGAUGAGGGGAAUGGUUCAGAACCAGCAAUUCCAGCUCCUGUAGAAGUUUGCAAGGAUGAGGUGGACAGUGCGGAACCAGUAACCCCAGCUCCUGUAGAAUCUUGCAAGAAUGAGGCCGAUAGUCCAGAAUUUGUAACUUCACAAAUACCAGAAGCUUCUAUUUCUGAAAUUAACGAGAAGAUUAAUGCUUAUACUGCUGAAUCAGAUGAGACAGCUUCUCAAGAUUCUGGGCCUCAGUCUGUUGAUAGAAGUAUGGAAAACUAUGAUAAUCCUGAUGUUGAAGAGCCUGAGGAUCAGAAAUCAAAAGAUCUGGGAGAGGAACAGAAGUUGGGAGGGAACAGAGAACCAGAAAUCCAGUCCGCAGUUGGUGUUAGUUCUAGGAAUUUGUCCUCAUCUCCUACUCUGCCUGCUUCUCCUGCUCGUCCAGCAGGCCUUGGAGGUGCUGCCCCAUUGUUGGAACCUGCUCCACGCACACUGCAACAGCCUCGGGUGAAUGGAUCUGUACCUCAGCAUCAAGCUCAACUUGUUGAAGACCCCAUGAAUGGUGAAACUGAGGAGAAUGAUGAGACUCGCGAAAAGCUACAGAUGAUCCGGGUGAAAUUUUUACGACUUGCUUACAGGCUUGGGCAGACUCCCCAUAAUGUUGUUGUAGCUCAGGUUCUAUACAGGCUAGGACUAGCUGAACAGCUUCGAGGGAGAAACACUAGUCGGGCAGGUGCUUUUAGUUUUGACCGAGCAAGUGCUAUGGCAGAGCAGCUUGAGGCGGCUGGGCAGGAACCUCUUGACUUCUCAUGCACCAUUAUGGUUCUUGGAAAGACUGGAGUUGGUAAAAGUGCAACUAUCAAUUCUAUAUUUGAUGAGGUAAAGUUCAAAACUGAUGCGUUCCAAAUGAGCACAAAGAAGGUCCAGGACGUGGUGGGAACAGUUCAAGGGAUCAAGGUUAGGGUGAUUGAUACACCGGGUCUCUUACCUUCCUGGUCAGAUCAACAGCACAAUGAGAAGAUCCUGCAUUCUGUCAAGCGUUUCAUCAAGAAGACCCCUCCAGAUAUUGUUUUGUAUCUUGACAGGUUAGAUAUGCAAAGCAGGGACUUUGGUGAUAUGCCAUUAUUGCGUACAAUCACGGAGAUAUUUGGACCAUCUAUUUGGUUUAAUGCAAUUGUGGUUCUGACCCAUGCAGCCUCUGCUCCGCCUGAUGGUCCAAAUGGUACUGCAUCAAGUUAUGAGAUGUUUGUGACCCAGCGUUCGCACGUGGUUCAGCAAGCAAUUCGCCAGGCAGCAGGGGACAUGCGUCUUAUGAAUCCUGUUUCAUUAGUGGAGAAUCAUUCUGCCUGCAGAACAAACAGGGCAGGGCAGAGAGUCUUGCCAAAUGGGCAGGUUUGGAAACCUCAUCUAUUACUGCUUUCCUUUGCUUCAAAGAUUUUAGCUGAGGCAAACACACUCUUAAAGCUACAAGAUAGUCCACCUGGAAAGCCUUUUGCAACACGUUCACGGGUACUCCCUUUGCCACACCUUUUAUCAUCUCUUCUUCAAUCAAGGCCCCAGCUGAAAUUGCCAGAAGAACAGUUCGGUGAUGAUGAUGAUACAUUGGAUGAGGACUUGGAUGAGACAACAGACUCAGAUGAAGAGUCAGAUUAUGAUGAAUUGCCACCAUUUAAGCGCCUGACCAAGGCUCAACUUGAAAAGUUGAGUAAAGCCCAAAAAAAGGCAUAUUUUGAUGAACUAGAAUACAGAGAAAAGCUUUUUAUAAAAAAACAAUUGAAGGAGGAGAGGAAGCGGCGGAAACUAUUGAAGAAAAUGGCUGCGUCUGCUAAGGAUUUGCCAAAUGACUAUAAUGAGAACACAGAAGAAGAAAGUGGUGGCGCUGCAUCUGUGCCGGUUCCCAUGCCAGAUCUGGCUUUGCCAACUUCAUUUGAUUCAGACAAUCCCACGCACCGCUACCGCUACCUGGAUUCCUCUAACCAGUGGCUUGUGAGGCCCGUUUUAGAAACUCAUGGUUGGGAUCAUGAUGUUGGUUAUGAGGGUAUAAAUGUGGAAAGAUUAUUUGCGGUUAAAGAUAAGAUACCUUUGUCCUUUUCUGGUCAGGUUACAAAGGAUAAAAAGGAGUCUAAUCUCCAAAUGGAACUGGCCAGUUCCAUCAAGCAUGGUGAAGGUAAGGCAACUUCCUUAGGCUUUGACACACAGACUGUUGGAAAGGACAUGUUUUAUACUUUGCGCAGUGAAACGAGAUUUAGUAACUUUAGACACAAUAAAAUGGUGGCUGGACUUUCGGUUGCUCUUUUGGGUGAGGCCUUUACAGCUGGACUGAAGCUUGAAGACAAAUUGGUUGUUAACAAAAGAUUCCGGUUGGUUAUCUCUGGGGGUGCUAUGACUGGUCGUGGUGAUGUGGCAUAUGGUGGCAAUCUGGAAGCCACCUUGAGAGAUAAGGAUUAUCCUCUUGGUCGCACUCUAUCAACUCUUGGUCUCUCUAUCAUGGAUUGGCGUGGAGAUCUUGCAAUCGGGUGUAAUGUACAAUCUCAGUUCCCUAUAGGACGGUAUACAAACAUGGUUGCUCGGGCCAAUUUGAACAACAAGGGGGCUGGCCAAGUCAGUAUUCGCUUGAAUAGCUCAGAACAGCUCCAAAUUGCUUUGAUUGGCCUUGUGCCCUUAUUCAAAAAGCUUCUUGGUUAUUCUGAACAAAUACAGCUUGGACAAUGAGGAGCAACAUAUAUCAGCUGCUAUGCAGUAUUAGGAAAUAACUUCUGCAGUGGCAUUUCUUUCUGCUCAGCAUCAAAUCCUGGGUCUAAAUUGCAAGCAGGAAUAGUUGAAGUGCAGAAAGAUUUUCAAGUAUGCACUAGAAGGAAAGGUUAUGGUUGUUGCAGUAGGGACUUUUUUGAUAUAGGUUUAUGGGAUCAUUGUUUGCUCCCUUGGUUCGAGUUUUGAGAGCGGCCACCUUGUGCAAAAGUGCCAAAAGAGUAGUUAUGUAUCCAGUACAUCCUGCCCAACACCCUGGAUGGCAAGGACAAUGUUGGAUCACAAUGGCCCUUUUAUUAAUGUUCAGAAGAAAUCAUACUGAACUAAAAGAUUUUGUAUUUUGGUAAGCGUUUCUGUAGCUGCUAUUCUUUCUAUAUGCUGUUUUCUGGCCUCAAUUAACUUGCAUGUAGCCCACUAGCACUGACUCGCACUUAGCAUUUAUGGUUAGUGUGGGGUGUUGCCAUUAGUUCCA
Nelumbo nucifera (sacred lotus) is the source of this 4740-nucleotide messenger RNA. NCBI's taxonomy places the organism in Eukaryota, Viridiplantae, Streptophyta, Magnoliopsida, Proteales, Nelumbonaceae. The record is from RefSeq and is a predicted model, not a curated record.